Molecule: messenger RNA, 2532 nt
Organism: Manduca sexta (tobacco hornworm)
Lineage: Eukaryota; Metazoa; Arthropoda; Insecta; Lepidoptera; Sphingidae
Product: transmembrane protein 39A-like
Cellular component (GO): membrane
Source: RefSeq, a predicted model, not a curated record
AUAAUCUCUUAACAGCCAAUUGUGUGGCGAUCAAGGCUGUCUGUUUACCCACUUCCUAUUUCCUUGAUAAUUUAAAAAAACAAAGUGACAUUUGUUGAUUUCGUCAAGCAAGUGUGUGAGUGAGUCAAGUCAAUCGAAAUCGAAAUAAAUAAUUAUUGUGAUACAUAAUAAAACAUUUUAACAUGUGAGUGAUGAGUUGUACGGAAAAUGAAAGUGGCCCUUUUGUCGUGUUCUUCUUACCAGCGCUUGUCGGCUGCCUGACCAUACUUUUGGCCAGACGCUGGGCUAACUCACAAGUUAGCAAUACUUCCUCGACAGCCGUCUCUAGACGGCGAAAGAUCAUUAAGGAUCCGCUUAUUAAGCGGCCUUUGCCGUCGAUUGCCUGUAAAAUGAUGCCGCCUGGAUCAAAGAAAACCGCUGGAGUGAGUAAGAAGGGAGUAUUUCCAACCACUGAGGAGGAAAUGAAUGGCGGCAAACGUGUGGGCCGUCCUCGCCUCGCGCCGACCAUCACCCCACUACUAUCAGAGGUCAAACUCGCAGAGGGACCAGUCCCUCCCAAGCACAUACCGUUCCCAUACAUACCCGCGGGAUGGAGCGUUUUUGUUUGAGGCAAUGACAUUUGUUUUACCCUAGUCGCUACUGGACUGCAGUUUCUGAAUCUGUAUAGAACUGCUUGGUGGUUACCACAUUCAUACACAAAUCAGACAAUGAAUUUCUAUCUGAUUGAUCCACAUUUGGUUGCGUUUAUAGUGACAAUAAUAUUCACAAGACUAUUGCUCAGUAUAUGUUUGGCACUGUUAAGGACUAUAUUGGCACCGAAACUCAUGCCUCAUGCAACUAUAGCAGCCAGAAUGUUCAUAUUGGGCAUGGUGUUGGGUUCUCUAGCGUGGUGCACAUACUUUAUAGCGCUCAAAUAUCCACUUGUGAAGAUAUUCUACCUCUGUUACCCUGCGGUAGUCUACUUCCUCCUAUUCGGAUUCCAUUCUGGUCCAUUCCUGGAACUAAAUCAUUCGGACGCGCCUCCGCUGCAUUGCUGCUCGCACGACCCGCAGCAAGUUAGAGACGAAGUGAACGCUCUGAGACAGGACUUCAACAUGAGAGUCAAGAAGAUCCUGUUCAACUCUGUCGUGGGAGCGUACUACUCUAGUUUCAUACCAUGUUGUUUUGCACAGUCGUACCUGUACUACGACGUGUACGGCGCGUCGCAGCAAGUAGCGUUCGUGUGGGGCGGACUGUUCGGGCGGUACGCGAGCCAGCUGCUGUCGGGCGCGCUGUGCGACGUGCCGCACCGCGCCGCGCUGCACCUCGGACGGUGGAAGCUCGACACGGCGCCUGCAGAUGCGUCGGAGGUCCCGGCGUGGUCGGGCGCGCGCGCGUGGGCGCUGGGGCAGCGCGCGUGGCACGCGGGCGCGGCGCACGCGGCGAGCGCGCCCACCGUCGCCGCCGAGCCCGCCUGCGCUGCGCAUGUGCGCUUCUAUGCGGUGUUCAUAAAUCCAUCAAUGUUGCUGUGUCUACUGUUGUGCCUGCAACUGUCGCUGAUUGUACUCCAACUGUGCUUGCUCUUCAGCUCAAUACCUUGGCACAACUUUUUGUCCAUAGUCAUACUACUGUUCAUAAACUACUACACGCUAUUCAAGAUGGUGCGGGACUAUUUGGUAGCGUGGAAAGUAUAUAAAGCAGAGAGUAUGAUACAGGAUAAAAACUGUCCAAUAAGUAUGGCCAACUGAUAUAGUGGAAACCGUUUCAAUGCUAGCACAAAACUUAUGUAAUGCGUUUGUCUUACUGUGUCUUGAAGUAUUAAUGCGAUUUGUUUGGGUAUUAUAAAAGAUAACAUAAGUAUGAAAAUGGUCUAAAACACUACAUGAAACAUUGGCAAACUUGUCUCAAGCAGUUAAGUUGAAAAUGGUUCACAUUUGUUUCGUAAAAAGGCUACAGUCCGAAAAAUUUACUCCAAAAGUAUGGUUAUGGUUAUGGGCUCCUUUUUCCGCACUUAGCCCGCUUCUUCUUCACACUUCAACUUCACAUCAGCUAAUACUCCAAAAGUAUUAGCUGAUGUGAAGUUUUGCUAAGAAGCUUUUUUGGUGACCUUUUGUUAAGUUUGUAUAAUAGUUUGCACAUAGGCCAUCUUCGUCCCAUAAUAAUAAUCAAUACCAAUUCACAGUACUACAUGAUUCAGUAGGACAACUGCUUAUACAAAAUUUAUCAAUGGAUCCGUUUGUACUUAAUAUUGGAUUAUUUGUUGCGCUCUUUAUAUUAUGUUAAGAUAAAUUUGAACAAAGCAUUGUGAAAAAAUUAUAAGACUGACAUUACCCAAACCGUUUGUGCGAGAAUAUACAUCACCCGUAAAAAAACAUCUUAAAACAAAUGUGCAGUUUAAAAGUAAAUAAUUAAUUAAAAAAAAUACUUGCCACAAAGUAAAUGUUUAUUUUUUAAUUUACAACUAUUUUAUUUUUUAAAACCCUGAAAUCUCGUUUCAUAGUCUAGUCAGCGGACAUGAAUGUAAGUAAAUUAUAAAAUAAAAACAUGAAUGGA